Messenger RNA from Nicotiana attenuata, 915 nucleotides. Its product is annotated as outer envelope pore protein 24B, chloroplastic-like. The record is from RefSeq and is a predicted model, not a curated record. The transcript has 3 exons. Gene Ontology annotation, biological process: regulation of monoatomic ion transmembrane transport. Lineage: Eukaryota; Viridiplantae; Streptophyta; Magnoliopsida; Solanales; Solanaceae. Gene Ontology annotation, molecular function: voltage-gated monoatomic cation channel activity. Bases 115 to 762 code for a protein of 215 amino acids.
CUAGCAAAGUGAAAGUUUUAAAAAGUUUGGAACCAAAUGAGUAUGACCUUCCAUCCUCUUUUAUAUUCUAUCUUUGUCCCGCUCGCGAACAAUUAAAAAAGAAUUACGGCAAAAAUGAUGAAGGCAUCACUGAAAGCUAAAUAUGAGACGGACAAAGCCGCUGCUACCGGCGCUGCAAGUAUAGCCUUCAACGCCGGAGAUUUUAAGCUCCGUGCUUCUAUGACCGAUGCUACUGUAGGCAACGGUCGAAGCUUAGACGGCUUAGCUCUCGCUGUUGAAAAACCCGGUUCAUUCAUAUUCGACUACAACGUCCCCAAAAAGGACUUUAGGUUUCAAUUUAUGAACUCAAUUAGGGUAUUGGAGAAGCCAUUGAAUUUGAAUUACAUUCACUUCAGAGGAGAUAACCGGACAAUACUGGAUGGGACAUUGGUGUUUGAUUCGGCGAACAAGGUGUCAGCCAAUCAUGUGCUGGGUUCGAGAGGUUGUAAAUUGAAGUACAGUUAUGUUCAUGGAGGACUCACUACUUUCGAGCCAAGCUAUGAUACGACGAAGAAUUCUUGGGAUUUUGCAGUGUCGCGUAAAGUUUAUGGGGCUGAUGUGUGUAGGGCUACGUAUCAGACAAAGAGUAAGAAUUUGGGGUUUGAAUGGUCGAGGAGCUCCAAGCUAAAUGGAUCAUUUAAGGUUGCUGCAUCUCUCUGUUUGGCUGACGAACUUAAAAUGCCAAAGUUAACUGCUGAAAGUUCGUGGGACUUUGACAUAUGAUUCUUUCUGCAUUUUUGUUCUGCAAUUAUUCUAACAUGAUACUAUUUCCAGCCACCAAUUAUAAUUGGCUACAUAUGAUGGUUUUCAUAUAGUGGUUGUAUUCAGUAGUGACCUUCCAGACAACUCAAAAUUUAUGGUCAAGUUCAGCCAGUA